This is a messenger RNA of Xyrichtys novacula (pearly razorfish), 8966 nucleotides long. Lineage: Eukaryota; Metazoa; Chordata; Actinopteri; Labriformes; Labridae. The record is from the annotation of a GenBank genome assembly.
AUGGACGAGUGCUGCCUGUCUGCCGAGGAAGCGGAGAGACUGAGGAUACACAGAGAAAUAGAGAGACAACUUCGACGAGAUAAAGAAAAGUCUCACAACGAGCUGAAGCUACUGCUGUUAGGUGAGUGCAGUUAAGUAAUUAACUUUGACAUGUUUUGUGAGGGAAAAUCUCAGUCAAAAUUUGACUUUCUCUUUCUAACUCACUUUCACAGACUAACCCUUUCACAUUAAAUAAGAGUUUAAAGAAAAUUCAUUUGUUUUAACCAGACCCUUGGCUUUUGUUAAGAAAUAUCCUCCGGGAACCAUGAACCUUUAUAACUAUCCAAUGAUUGUUGAGAUAUUUUCAUUAAAAACUCAGUAAUAAAUUUUGUGCUGCUUAAAGGGAUAUUCCAGCGUAAAAUUAAUUUACCUGACUUCAUCAACAGUACAUAUAGGGUCCCAGCCAUAAUACUAGCCACCAAACAUCUUUUUAACUUUGCCUAAUAAUUUCUUUUGCAAAGAUAUAAUAUUACUUUCCUUGAAGUAAUAAUCACCAUAUUGAUCAUUUUGCACUGCCGACGCAGUAGUUCUUCUGCCUUAGUGUCGUGGUCUGAUUGCAUUUCCACAAGGAAAUGGUCAUAAAUGUUCUUCCUUGAGCUGCGUCACCCCGCAGCAGUCCGUAACGGACUGGCCUGAGGUCUUGCUCCAAACAAGCGGCUGCUGGAAGAGAGUAGGUUAGUUGUGUUUAGUCUCUUUGCUAAAGUAAUCAGGCAAAGUUAAAAAGAUGUUUGAUGGCUAGUACUAUGUCUAGGACCCUAUAUGUACUGUUGAUGAAGUUAGGUGCUGUUCUGAGCAUUAUUUGUGGCUAUAGAGUGGCGUUUUGGUUGAGGUUUGUUUAUGGCUCCUCAGACCGCUGUGUACUAAAGUUGGUAUGGCUAAAGAAGCAAGCAGUCGACAACAAUCAUCUCUCGAGGGGGUGUCUAAGUCGUAGUUACGGUGUGUUUGACCCUAAAUUAAUUUUACGCUGGAAUAUCCCUUUAAGUGAGUGAUCAUCACUGUCUUCAGGAUUUAUCCUCUGGAAACCAAGAAUGUCAGUGUAAUCAGUCAGACAGUGAUGAAGAUAUUUCCAUUAAAAUAAAAGCUGUAAACCUCAUGUAGGUGCUUAGAGGUAAAGAUGGGGAUCACAUGAUUUUUGGGAUCAUCCUCUGGAGACCAAGAAUGUUUGUACAAACCCCUUUACAAUCUACAGAAUAGUUGCUAAGCAAUUAGCCUUUUAUCCAAAGUGUCAGUCUGUUCUUGGUGAAGAUUUAGGGCAUUGUUAAAUUUUUGAGGAUUCAGCCUCUGGACACUCUUAUUGUCAGAUGUACGUUAAUGUUGAAAUUUCUAUCAAAAUCAAAGGCUGUAGUUUAUGUUGGUAAGGUAGAACCUGAAGAACCACAAAGUACUUAGAGUCCAUCCUGUAGUGAACAUCUUGAAAGUAAGUUAAAGACUUCUGUCGGAGAAUGGCAGAAAAAGUCACUCUUUAGUUAAAAAUAUUUAUGUACAGUUUAAAGAACCUGAGUGCAUAUUGACAGAUGGAGUUUUUUUUUUUUUUUUACUUUUCUUUUCUUUGGCCAUUGCACUCGAACUCACUCAUGCUGCGUUUGAGUUACCUUGGAAGUCAGAUGUUGAAGCUGAAAAUGACGUCACACCCAAGUUACUAGCGUUUCAGAUACCAAGUCGGAAAAAAGCAAAUCGGAGGCAGAAACAAGAUGGCUACAUCUACGAAAGUUAUUUUAGCGCUUGCCUUUUCCGACAAGAACAAGGCAAACGCUAAAAUAACUUUUUUUAUUUUAGCAUUUGCCUUGUCCUUGUUUUAUUCGGACAAGGCAAAUGCUAAAAUAAAAAAGUUAUUUUCGUGUUUGCCUUGUCCUUGUUAUAUUCAGACAAGGCAAGCGCUAAAAUAACUUUCGCAGAUGUAGUCAUCAUGUUUCCGCCUCCAGUUUUGCUUUUUUCCGACUUGGUAACUGAAACGCUGGGUGUGACGUCAUUUUCCGCGCCGACAUCUGAUUUCCAAUGUAACUCGAACAAAGCAUUAGUCAUCGGGAAAUGCCACAAAUGCAGUAUUUCUCGCAUAAUAAUGAAUUGACCUGCACAUGUUUUUCAUUUAUUACAGUAAUUUAUAUAAGCAGCUGCUGUUGACCAUUCCUUUGAUAGUGAAAGACUUGUUGACCCAGUUCUAUUGUGCAGAUAACCCUGAUAGUAUUUUUCAUCUCCUCAUUCACAUCAGACUAGACUGCUGCAGGCUUUGUGAAGGCUACAUGAUAUUGUGGCUGUCUGUGUCAUGUUGGUAAGAUGUCUGGAUCUCUAAUGAUUCUUUAUAGAGAAUAUAUGAUAUGAUAUAUGCAGGCUGUUUUCGACUGUCUGGUUGAUAAUUUGUGCACAGUACUGAACAUGAGAGGAGAAUAAAUGGGUCAUUUAUGAAGCAUGUUUUCUUCUUGAACUAUCUUUAACAGCCCACUAAUAAAAGCUAGAAACAAUACAGUGGGCAUGAACUUUAAAAUCAAACUUGAGUUGGCCUUGGUAGAAAGUGAAAUAUCCUCCUGUAAAGGUCAGUCUUCUUGUUAACAUUUUAAGCAUUUUAGACACUUAGCUGACGCUCUUAUCCAGAGUAAUUUACAACCAGGAGGCAGGAAGCAGUUCACUGUUUCAUUCAAGAACAUAAAGCUAUUGUUAGACACACUGCCCUACACACGAACCAAAGUGAAGUACAAGACUGUAACUGGGAUAAGCUUUUGUAGAAAAGGUACAUGAAAUACACUUGUUCACACUGGAUUUUCUUGUAGAUGUUUUGCCUGUAAAUAUUUUGUUCAUUCAUAACAGCUCAGCAUUUUUUCAUAGAUGUUAUGCUGACAAAAUCCUGUUUACCCACAGCUGAUUGAUAAUGAGAUUUUUUCUUACGUUUGCCUUAUUUCUGUUAUCUCUUUGAUCUUGUUCCAUUUCUUACACUUUGCUCUCAUUUAUUUCAUUUACCAAGGCACUGGUGAAAGUGGGAAGAGCACUUUCAUUAAACAGAUGAGGAUCAUCCAUGGAAGAGGGUACAAUGAAGCUGACAGGAAAGGAUUCACUCGCCUUGUAUUUCAGAACAUCGUCACAGCCAUUCAGGCGCUGAUUCACGCCAUGAAGACUCUGCAGAUCAGCUACAAUGAUGACAGGAACAUUGUAAGGAAAAGUUCCAGUUUUGUAAAACAAGUAGUGAUAAUGUUUGACCUGAUUGAUAGACCUGAUCGUGUCACUGGGAAUAGAGUGAAUACAAGGUAGUUCUUUGCAAUUCUGUAGUGACCCUGCUAUCAUUUGGUGUCUUGAAUUUAGAAAAACAAGUUUCGGAGUGAGAAAUUUCAUGGGUGUCAUCAAAUGAGACCAAGGCACCUGGUCAGACAGCAGAUGUUUCUUUUUUUUUUUCUAAAGAAAAAGGUAUUUAAAUUGGUAUUUCAUAACCAGUUUCCUCAGAAAAUGAAAAAGGAAAUACAUGGAGGAUUUUUAAGCUGCAGUUCCUUCGUUGGCCACUCGAGGCUAGAGCCAAAAGCAGGUCAAUCUCCAUUUAAGCUCCAUGUAUGAAUUUACGAGUAUAAAACAGUGCUUGGCAUGGGUGCAGUCUGUUGGAAAGAAAGUUUUUGUCAUUGUACCAGUCAAGUUAUCUUUUUGAUUACUUUCCAUAUCUUGUCUUGUGUUUCCUGUUUGCUUUAUUUUGAAAUCACUAACCCCCGUCUCUGUUUUUGGUUGUUCCUGUCUUUCCUUCCCCCGUCUCAUCACAGCUGCUCCCUAACUGUUUUCUCUGCACUUGUAUCCCAUCACCCUGUUACAUCUUGUAUGUAACCUCUUGUCUUUCCCUGUCUCGUCACCAGUCUGUGUCUUAGUGUCACGUGUCAGCAUUUAUUUCAUGAUCUCUUCCUUGCUAGUUUAUUAACUCUGCCUUUUUGCCUCAUGUUUUACCUCUGCCUGAGUUAAUUUGCCUUACCUGGACUGGAAAUAAACCUGAUCAUAGAGAACUGGUUAGCUGUGUGUUCUGCCAUUGAGUUCCCUUUUGUUAGUCUGCUCAUGACAGUUUUAGACACGGUAGCUCAGUUAAAAACAUAUAAAAAUGAAUGCAGGGUUGCUUCGUUCAUUCAACUCACUAAUAUUAAUAUUGUUUGAUAAUGAGUAAACACCCAUUUUAAAUGUGAUGCUAGCAGCUUGUUAUUGAACAUUUUCUUUUCUUUUCUUUUUUGUUUAAACGAUAUAACAUUUCUAUUGUACAAUAUAAUGACAUUUUUAUCAUACAAUCCUGUGACAUUUAUUUUACCAUACUAUACCGUGACAUUUUCAACAUACUACACUAUGGCAUUUUUUAACACACUAGACUAUGAUAUUUUUAAACAUUCUAUACUUGACAUUUUUAACAAGUUAUCCUAUGACAUUCUUUAAAAUACUUUUUUAUCAUACGAUACUGUGACGUUUUUUAAACAUACUAUUCUAUGACAAUUUUUUCUAACUUAAAUCAAAAAUCUUUUUCAAACCGUACCGUGAAAUUUUUAAACAUACUAUACUAUAACUUUUUUCCAAACUAAAAUUUGUAUUUUUUUUUAUCAUACUACACUAUGAGGUUUUUUCUGACAUACUAUACAGUGACUUUUUUCAAACUAAAAUUUUAAUUUUAUAUCGUAUUAUACAAUAUCAUUUUUUGAACAUAUUAUAAUGUGACUGUUUUUCAAACUAAAAUAUAUUUUUUUUAACAUACUACACUAGGACAUUUUUUAACCUAUUAUAAUAUGACUAUUUUUUCAAACUAUAUUUUUUUUCAUACUAUACCAUGACAAUUUUUUUGACAUAUUAUAAUUUGACCAAUUGUCAAACUAAAAUUAGAAUUUUUUGACAUAAUAUACUAUGACUUAUUAAUCAUACUAUGCUAUUAGAUUUCUUACACACUACACCAUGACUUCUUUUUUUAACUAAAUUUUUUUUUUUUUUCAUAUUCUGCUAUGACCUUAUAACAUACUAGGCUAUGACAUUUUUUAACAUACUAUACUAUGGCUUUUUAAAAAAAAAAACUUUUUAAUAUUUAUCUCACUGUACUAGGACAUUUUUUUUACAUACUGUAGUAUGACUUUUUUUAAUAUACUAUACUAUAACUUUUUUCGAACUCAAAUUUUAAAUUUUAUUUUCAUACUAUACAAUAAAAUUUUUAUCAUACUAUACUAUGACAUUUUUAUCAUACUGUACUAUGAAAUAUUUUAUAAUACUGUAUGAUUAUUUUAUCAUGCUAUACCAUGAGUUUUUUUAUCAUACUGUACUGUCACAUUUCAGUCGUACAAUACUAAGAUAUUUUUUUAUCAUAUUUUACUAUGAUUUUUUCUCAUACUAUACCAUGAUACUAUACUAUACUGCAAAUUAUUCUGUGAGUGGCAACAGUAUAAUGUAAUAGUGCCAUUUGAACUUCCUAUUCACAGCAUAGCAUCAGAGGAAAGUAGCAGAUAUGUGAAAACAGUAAGUUACCCUCAACAGAGCAUCACAGCUAGAAGAUUCCUUCUGCAAAUCACUUUUCCUCCAUGAAGGUUUUUGUCAGGGUCCAGAAAUACUUUGGAUUAAGUUCUAUCAGCAGAGGUCCUACCCACCUGAUGGUCUAUUAAGGUCAGGCAAAGAUUGAAAGUUUGUCUUAAAAUAGAUCCCCUGUGGAUGUUUUGUUUGUGUCAGAGCCAUGCAGAGAAGCUGAGCCAAGUAGAGGCAGACCAGGUGUCUACUUUGGAGGCUUGGCAGGCAGACGCCAUUAAGCGAGUGUGGAAUGACCAUGGUGUUCAAAAGUGCUACGACCGCAGGAGGGAAUUCCAGUUAUCUGACUCUGCCAAAUAGUAAGACUUUGAUAUAUAUUUGAUAUUUUUAGUAAAUGCCCAAGGAUCUGUCAGUGAACUAGAACUUUUGCUGGGCUUUAUUUUGUACAGAGGAAUUGAAAUUUUUUUCUUCUUCAAAAACUUAUGCUAAUGAAAGUGAAAAGUUUAAAAAAUCUAGAUGGCAGUAUCUUUUAUCCAGAUGUAGGAUAUUUGAGUUUGGGUUUUUAACUUAAGCUUGUAUUCUCUCUUUCAGUUAUCUGGAUGACUUGGACAGAAUCGCAUCUCUAUCAUACGUCCCCACCCUGCAGGACAUCUUGAGGGUCAGGGUCCCAACCACCGGCAUCAUCGAGUACCCAUUUGACCUUUCAAAAGUUGUUUUCAGGUAAGAUGUUGUAUUUUUAUGCCCAAUAAAUGGGGUUUUCUCAAAGCUUCUAUGAGCUACUUUCGUUUUGCAUUGACACAAAGGCAUCAGUAAUAAUUGAAGUCUCUUUCAUAAUCAGUAAAAAAGUGCUUUUUGGAACUUUGUGAUAAAACAAAUUCAGAGAGCAGAUCUCUUACUCUGCUGUAUAGAUGAAUAUAUGGAGGAAUAGAAAAAUUUACUUUCUGAAGUUAAGAUGCAAAAAGAUGCUCCUUUCUUUUUAUUCUUAAGAUACAAAAACAGCCAACAUGUUAUUGUCUUUAGCAUAACAUGAGAAACAAGAGCAGUCAAAAGUAGCUCACCUAGAUGUUAUGUAAGGAUACAAGCAACUUUUUUAAGCUGUUUUACAGGCUGUACAUUAAAAAAUCUUUUCUCGGAUUAGUAUUUUUAUUCGUGCUUAUUAUGUGCUGCUGAUUUCUUGGCAAGGUCGGCCUUCUUCAUGAGUUCCUGUCUGGUUAAAAAAAUGUUAAGUUGAAAAAAAAUGUUUAAAAUAUCCUUUAAAGUCAGACAAAAUCCUAACUAAGUGUACUUAAUGGUUGCUAAUAAAUGGGUUACUGUUAUAUUUGGACUGAACCAGACCUGCAUACAUCCCUCCAUUUGGUUACCAACUCUAAGCAGAGAGUAACAAUUCUAGCAUUUUCUUUAUUUGUAUAUCUUAGUUAAAUCAUUAUCUAUGUGUGUCUAGGAUGGUGGAUGUUGGUGGUCAGCGUUCAGAGAGGAGGAAAUGGAUCCACUGUUUUGAGGACGUCACCUCUAUCAUUUUCCUGGCUGCCCUCAGCGAGUACGAUCAAGUUCUUAUAGAGAAUGCAAAUGAUGUAAGAUCCAAACAGUUCUCAGCUCUUUUAAAUUUCAUUUUUAGCCAAUGACUAAUAUUCUCAUACUCAAGUUUUUUACUUAUCUAACCUUGCUCCAGAAUCGACUGAAAGAGAGCAUCGCCUUGUUCAGGACCAUCCUCUCUUCCCCUUGGUUUCAAGAAUCCUCCACCAUCCUCUUCCUGAACAAAACAGACUUACUGAAGGAGAAAAUCACAAAGUCUCAUUUGGCAAACUACUUUCCAGCAUUUAAAGGUAAAACACUGUCACAUCUGACUUCCUUUUGCCUUUCAUGAGUGCAAACAGAAUUCAAAAAUGUGUUAAAAAUCCCUUUUUGAUAUUACAUACUCAUCCUACAACAAUAUCCCUGAAUGUGUUGUUCCUCUCAAUGCAGAGAAAGCAUUUUAUUUUAUAUUAUAUUUACAUCACUCAGCCUCAAUUUGUAUCAACUCCCAGUUGUCAAGUCCAUUUAUUCUAAAUCAGGGAACAUGUCAGGGGUGUCCCCAUGCUCUACAAUUUUCAAUUUCACUAUUGAGCCACUUGCCUCAGCCUUCUAUAGCUGCAAGCAUAUACCUGGUAUCUGGAGGAAUAACAGAAAGCACAAGGUCUCACUCUACGCUGAGGAUCUCUUGCUCUUCAUUUCGAAUCCAAGCUUCUUCUAUUUGGGCAUCUCCAUUACAAAAAAACACCAAGACUUACUCAAAGAAAACUUUAUCACGCUUUUGACUCCAACUAAACAAAAACUAACCCAGUCGUCAGCCUUGUCCAUGUCAAUGGUUGGACAUAUCAACUCAGUCAAGAUGAUGAUUCUUCCUAAAUUCUAAAACCUCUUCCAGAAUGUAACAAUUUUUAUUCCUCAAUCCUUUUUUAAUCGACAUAAUACAUAUGGCAGGGAAAGCCCCCCUGACUCAACAAGACCAACUUUCAAAAGACCAAGACCUUUGGAGGUUUACAUACUUUGUGUAAUGCUGCAACAUAUAAUUACAAUCUAAUAAGUAAAAGAAACCAGCAGCCAUUCAGGUUAUUAAUCAAUUAUUUCAAUGUCUACAGUGUUGUGACAAUUAUGGACAUUGCUCAGCAGUUAAUGUUUCAAUCCCCAUUUUUGGUUAUCAUUGCUAAUUAGCACUUGACAUACAGCAGAGGCUAAUGGGAAUUGCAUUUGCACUUCAUUGACGAAAAAAAAAAUGGUCCCGUUGAUGAGCUUCAUGAAUAGUAAGGGAUCAUUAAAGUUAUUACAUAUAAUCUGGUGGGGGAACUGGAUGUCUAAUCCAUAUGGAAUUGCAUUUACUACUUGUGUGAAGCACAUAGGGGCAGGAGAGUCAUGGACAGUCAUUAAGGUUAAUCCCCUGGGGACCAUGAACGUCUGUAAUCAGUUCAGUAAUAUUAAUAAGCAGCUACUCUGAUGAUAGAUUUAUUGUUCCUCUUAAUUAAUUGUACCCGCAGAGCUGCUAUGUGCAGAUAUAUCAGUUGUUUUUUGAAUGUUUAAAUAAUUUUGAGUAGUUUUGUAGGAUAUUUUUCCAAUAUGCACAUUUAAAAAUUAAUCAAUAAGAUAAAAGAAUACAGAUAAAAGGUAAGAUUUACAAAAGAAAAAAGAUAUGGUAAGAAAAUAAUUCCUGUGUUGGACUAUUGAGUGUUGAUUUCCAACUCAGUCUGUUUCCGAGGUGAUCUGUUUGAAGUGAAAACCCCGAAACACGAAGAUUCCCUCUAAUUUCAUCACCUACAGGGCCUAAAGGUGACGCCAAGUCGGCUGAGGACUUCAUCUUGCAAAUGUACGUGGAUCAUCACAAAGGGCGCCAUAAAUCCCUCUACACACACUUCACCUGUGCCACAGAUACAGAAAACAUCCGGGUCGUCUUCAAAGAUGUCAAAAACACACUGUUCAGAGAUAACCUGGAAAAAUUCAACCUCGAAUGA